AUGUAUUUUACUUUGAUAAUCGUUUUAAGUAAAAACAUAUACAUAUGUAUUUUAUUUGACAUGAUGGAUAUUCUACCAUCGAUGUGUGGAACUUAUUGUAUUACUUUUAUUGAUACAUUUCAUUGGUCUGAAGAUAAAAUUAAAAAAGAAUUCAGUACUGUUGGAAAAGUAUUCAAAGUUCAUAAAAAUUAUUUCGAUAGGGUUUUCGUUAGGUUUUUAGAAAAAGAUGAUGCUUUGAAAGCUCUUUCCAAGUACAAAAACUCAUUAAAUGUGGAACCUGCACGUAAUCGGAGAAAAAGCAGCACAGGCUCAAAAAGAGAAGAAAAUAGAAGAAAUAGUUCAAAUGGUGCUACGUCAGUUAUUAACCAAAAUGAAUUACCUGAUGUACCUGAAUUAUUAAACAUGAGUCAAAAUAAACAGAAAGUUUUUAAUUUAGUAUUAGGUAAUCUUCCAAAAGAUUACACAAUUAAAGAUGUCAAAGCUCUUGUAGCUGAAACAAAAGAAUUAAAAAUAAGUGAAAUUGAUGAGACUAAUUUUUGUAAAAUGAAAUUUUGCUGCCUUACAUUAAAUUCGGAAGAAAAUCUUUUGUAUCUCAUAAAUAAAUUAAAUGGAUUCAUGAUAUCUGGUAAUAAAUUAAUUGCAGUUGAAGAAAAUAAACUUUUAAAUUGGUGUAAGCUUCCUCUUUGA
This is a messenger RNA of Pediculus humanus corporis (human body louse), 687 nucleotides long. RefSeq lists its product as uncharacterized. NCBI's taxonomy places the organism in Eukaryota, Metazoa, Arthropoda, Insecta, Psocodea, Pediculidae. Bases 1 to 687 code for a protein of 228 amino acids. The record is from RefSeq and is a predicted model, not a curated record. Gene Ontology annotation, molecular function: RNA binding. The transcript has 4 exons.